AUGGAUUUACACAGUGUAUGCUGCACUCUGUUUUUAAUGACAGGAGUAUGUUUUGGCCAAGAGCUGUUAUUACCUAAGAGAAUAAGUAAAACAGUUGGGGAGAAUGUGGUGAUUACCCCAAUCUAUAUUCCUAAUACCACACUUCAGUAUAUCAGAUGGAAGUUUAAUACCAGCACCAUUCUUGUUGGACCUCCUGGUGGAAUUACUAUACAGCCACCAUACACUGACAGAGUUCAUCUGGACACUAGCACUUUAGCUCUGGAGCUCAGGAUGCUGACUGAAAGUGAUACUGGACCAUAUACUCUAACUGUAGAUACUGCUACAAACAUUUUCACAAAUGUGACCUCGCUGCAGGUGUUUGUGCCAGCCUCCAGUGUUACCAUAACACAAAGUAACACAGAACUGUUUGAGUUUAACAGCACUGUAAGUCUCGUCUGCUCUGCGUCUGGCUCGUCUCUUUCAUUUAUUUGGCUGAAUGGCAGCUCUGAGGUAACAGCAGGGGAGCGAGUUCAGCUAACAAACAGCAACAGCAAUCUGACCAUUACCAGUGUGAUCAGAGGUGACACAGGUCCAUACCAAUGUGAAGCAUCUAACAGUAUCAGCAAUGCAAAGAGUCCUUCAUUGAGCCUUACUAUUUACUAUGGUCCAGAAAAUGUCAAAGUUGUAGCAGCUCCAGUGGGACCUUCCUACAGCUCUGGGUCAAACCUCAUAUUGACCUGUUCAGCUGAUUCCAGUCCUGCUGCUGAGUUUCAGUGGGCUGUGAAUGGAACAGAGCUUGGUGAAAUGGGCCAAGAGCUCAAACUGAGCAACAUUCAGAGCAGUCAUAGCGGCAAUUAUACCUGCAUGGCUCAUAACAAACAGAGCCUUAGAUACUCCACAUCUGGAUCCAUUAGCAUCACUGUACUAGGUGGGUUAUAA
Molecule: messenger RNA, 918 nt
Organism: Clarias gariepinus (North African catfish)
Lineage: Eukaryota; Metazoa; Chordata; Actinopteri; Siluriformes; Clariidae
Product: carcinoembryonic antigen-related cell adhesion molecule 5-like
Exons: 4
Coding region: 1-918 (305 amino acids)
Source: RefSeq, a predicted model, not a curated record